UCUUGAAAAAAGUAUUACAUGUCCUUGAGAGUAACAUUUAAAAUUUCAUGGAUUUAAUUCUCUUUCUCGUUCUCAGUUUGUGCAUAACAUGUUGCAAAGUUGAGGCAAGAAGCAAAAUUUUACUAGAUGAAACAAAUAAUUUUAAUCUAUCAUAUAGCAUCGAGGAUUUUGUGGCCGAUAAAUUUGAUUGUGUUGGUAUAUACAAGCAACCUACUCUACAACACCCUUUACUAAAAGAGCACAAAAUUCAGCUUCUACCAACUUUUGCAAAGAACAUUGUGCGAAGUAGACCAUCUUAUGGUAAAACAGCGGUUGAUUGUCCAUUGGGAAAAGUGCCUAUCUACAACAGGAGAGGAAGACAUCAGAUUAUUGCUAAUUCAUCUUCAAAAUUAGAAAUUGAUGAUUUUCAACGGCAUUCUAAAAGUAACCCUGGCUAUCAUACUGUUACCCUUGAUACAACCCAAAAUACGAUAUUUCAUGGAGCAUACGCGGGCAUAGCUUUGUAUAAUCUAUCAGUUCAAGCAAAGCAAUACAGCAUGUCUUACAUUUGGAUUGAAAGUGGAUCAGGAACACAACUAAAUAGCAUAAAAGUUGGAGUUGGGGUUUUUCCAACUUUAUAUAAAGACAACCAACUACGAUUAACUAGUCGAUGGACGGCAGAUGGUUUUAGACAAACUGGAUGUUACAAUGAUAAUUGUCCGGGUUUUGUGCAAGUCAAUAGUAACAAAGAUUUUACUCUUGGUACUGUCAUGUCGCCCACUAAUUCAAUUGGAGCAACUGAAAAGUUUGCUAUUUUUUUGAAAAUCAAACAGGAUCGAUCUACAGGUCAUUGGUGGUUACUUAUGCGACAUGAAUCAAUACAAGUUGGAUAUUGGCCAAGAGAGUUAUUCAAUCACUUAGGUAUGGGAGCAUCAAAGAUUCGAUUUGGAGGUCAAACUUAUGCUCCACCUAAUACGGAUAGUCCCCCAAUGGGUAGUGGAAGAUUGCCUAAAGAAAAAUUUGAAAACUCGGGUUUUAUGGGACAACUUAGGAUUAUUGAUUCACAAUAUAAUGAAGCUGACGUAAAACCUGAAAACAUGAAGCCAUAUAGAGAUACUAAUUCAAAUUGUUAUGACGUGAUAUACAAUGGUUUUGAAGGACGUCUUUAUAGGCAAGCUUUUCUUUAUGGUGGGCCAGGUGGACGAAAUUGUGGUAUAUGAUUGUAUUUACAACUAUAUUUAAUAAAACUAUGAUUCGUCCUUAAUUUAUAUUGUUA
Messenger RNA from Medicago truncatula (barrel medic), 1255 nucleotides. RefSeq lists its product as uncharacterized. The transcript has 7 exons. The record is from RefSeq and is a predicted model, not a curated record. Lineage: Eukaryota; Viridiplantae; Streptophyta; Magnoliopsida; Fabales; Fabaceae. Bases 48 to 1199 code for a protein of 383 amino acids.